Molecule: messenger RNA, 878 nt
Organism: Caenorhabditis elegans
Lineage: Eukaryota; Metazoa; Nematoda; Chromadorea; Rhabditida; Rhabditidae
Source: the annotation of a RefSeq genome assembly
AUGUCAACCCCGGCCCGAAAAACCCCGAAAGGAGGCCGAAAGCGGGGUGGCAAUGGUGUGAAGAAGGAGAAACUGGAAACUGAAACGUAUAGUUUCACAAAAUCCCAGCUCCAACAGCUGCUCGUAAAAGCGAACGCGAAAUCGGCCAGCCACCAAGAAAAUCAAGAUCCAGAAGAAGAGAAAGAUGAAGACGAUGAAUACGAGGAAGCCGGUGAAACAAGCAACACCUACCAAUCGGGAAUUUCGGAUGACGACGAUGAAAACCGGGCAAACCAUCACGUCAAUGGCAUUUGCCCUAUCCGAAUAUAGGAAAGGAAUUGGUGCGAACUGCGCCGCAUUCGAUUGGUCGCUUCAACAUGAGCUGUGUGCAUUCCAGAUUUUUGAAAUCUGAAUCUCGAAGAACUCGGAUCGAUGUGAGGAACAUCACCGCCGAAUUCGUCAUCAACAAUUUGAUCGGGGAACCUGCCCUGAGUAUUCUUGGAUUAAGUGGAGAACAACAUAAUGUGCAGGAGAUCUUCAUAGCUGGACUAAAACCAAUGAGAUGUCCAAUCGCAAGAUUGAUCCAGAACGCGGCAAACUUUUGGGUGGCCGCUAAAAUUCCUCCAGAGCUCCUCCACACCUUCAGUAUCUACCCCAAUUCGGUGAAUCCUCAGAUUCUUCCAGGAAGACUUCUCAAUUGGCCUAUCAGUAAGCUAUUCUUGUCCAAUUCGUUUCAAAACAAAAAUGACGUUUUUUACAAUAUUCUACAUAUUGUAUCCGGAUUCGAAGGACAGUUCCCGAGUGCGGAUUUUGGAGAUAUUUUCUCCCGACAGGUGGACCAAAAAUUCUUGAACGCACGAAGAAAGAUGAGCCAGGAAAAGGUAACACCAUCACACUGA